Asparagus officinalis (garden asparagus) is the source of this 3144-nucleotide messenger RNA. RefSeq lists its product as uncharacterized. Lineage: Eukaryota; Viridiplantae; Streptophyta; Magnoliopsida; Asparagales; Asparagaceae. The record is from RefSeq and is a predicted model, not a curated record. The coding region runs from base 1 to 3144 and encodes 1047 amino acids. The transcript is spliced from 4 exons.
AUGGCACGUGACUAUAUCGGAGUUAAGGAUUGGAUGUAUGUGAAUCGUGAAAAACGCACAAAGCCUGAAUUCAUUGAAGGAGUUGCCUCUUUCAUAAAUUUUGUGCGUGAACACGAUAGGAUCCAAUAUGGGAUGAUUCUUUGUCCGUGCAGUCAUUGUGGGAAUAGGAUGCAUCGUAAGGAGGAAGAUGUAGAACUUCACAUUGUUAAGCAUGGUUUUAUUAAGGAUUAUACAAUUUGGGUAUAUCACGGAGAAAUCGUAGCUCCUAAUAUUGUCGAUAAUGAAGAAGAAGACAAUGAAGAAAAUUUAUUUCCAGAAGAGGAGAUGGAGGAAAUGAUAGAAGUUGCUUUUGGUGACUCCAAUCAUGCUGAAGAUGAUCAUCCUUCCGGACAAGAACAUGUAGAUGAGUAUGAGAAGUACAUGAAAGAUGCCAAAAGACCAAUUUAUGAGAAUGCAAAAUAUUCCACACUAUCAUGGUUCGUUCAACUUUUCCAGAUUAAAUGCCUAAAUAAAUGGAGCAACAAGUCAUUUACGAUGCUUCUAAAAUUCUUGAAAGAUUCUAUGCCUCUUGGGAACAAUGUGCCUCAGAGCUGGUAUGAAGCUAAAAGGAUAAUGUCAGAUCUGGGUUUGAAUUGUGAGAAGAUUCAUGCAUGUCCUAAUGAUUGUGUGCUGUUCUGGAAAGAAAAUUCUAAACUGAAAGAGUGCCCUAACUGUGGAGUUUUUAGAUAUAAGAAGAAAGCACAUGCUAAUAAGAAUGACAUACCAGUCAAGGUGGUACGAUACUUUCCUGUGACACAGAGGCUGCAGAGGCUCUACAGGUGUAAGAAGACAGCGGUGGCAAUGACUUGGCAUGACCGUGCUAUUCCAAGUGAACAUGGUAAAAUGAGUCAUCCAAGAGAUUCGCCAGCAUGGAAGGAUUUCGACAAGUUGCACACAAUAUUUAGUCAAGAUCCCCGUAAUAUUAGGCUCGGAUUAGCUAGCGAUGGUUUUUGUCCCUUUAGUUUUAAUGGCAAUCCGCACAGUACAUGGCCUGUUACAAUGAUGAUAUAUAAUCUUUCACCGUGGUUAGCGAUGGAUCAAUCAUACUUUCUGAUGCCUCUUCUUAUUGAUGGGCCGAGUUCACCGGGCAACAAUAUCGACGUCUACCUUCGACCUCUCAUCGAUGAGUUACAUUCUUUAUUCGUUGAUGGUGUAGAGACAUAUGAUGCAGACAAAGGGGAAACAUUCACAAUGCGUGCAGCCUUAAUGUGGACAAUUAAUGACUUUCCUGCAUAUGGAAUGCUAUCAGGUUAUUCCGUACACGGUUAUAAAGCAUGUCCUUACUAUCAUGUCGAUACAUCAUCGACAUGGUUGCCCUUUAGCAAAAAAAUCUGUUAUUGCGGUCAUCGACGUAUGUUGGAAGAAGAUCAUCCUUAUAGGGAUGAUGAUGUUCACUUUGAUGGUACUACAGAGCAUAGAAAGGCUCCAGCCCCCCUAUCCGGAAAGGACAUACUUGCUCAGUGGAAUGUUUAUGGAAAUAUAACUUUCGGAAAAGUAAAGGAAAGACAGGAAAGACCACAAGGAUGGAACAAAAAAAGUAUUUUCUUUGAAUUGCCCUAUUGGGAGACAAAUACCGUGCGUCACAAUCUAGACGUGAUGCACAUUGAGAAGGGAGUAUCUGAGCACAUACUUAACUUGCUUCUUUGUAAAGAUGGAAAAUCAAAAGACAACCUCCAAGCUCGGAGAGAUUUGCAGCACUUCAACAUUAGAAAAGAAUUGCAUCCUGUACCUAAAGCUGGUAAUCCGGGCAAAUUUGUACUCCCUAAUGCCGUUUAUCAUAUGUCAAAAUCAGAAAAAAAAAUGUUUUUAGAGGUAUUACAUGAGUUGAAGGUUCCCACAGGCUUUUCAGGAUCAUUUAAUAAGAAGAUAAAGACUGUGAAAGGCAAGAUCGAUGGGUUGAAGAGUCAUGAUCACCAUGUUAUUAUGCAACACCUUCUCCCACUAUCCCUAAGGACUUCUCUUCCAGAAUCCGUUGGUUUAGUGAUCAAUGAACUUUGCACAUUCUUUAGAGAAUUGUGUGCUAAAAAUGUCGAUGACAAGGAGCUAGAAAAGCUAGAGAAAGCGAUACCUUUGAUAUUGUGCAAGCUUGAGAGGAUUUUUCCACCGUCGUUCUUUGAUAUCAUAAUCCACUUGAUUGUUCAUCUUGCAAAAGAGGCUAGACUUGCAGGACCGGUACAAUAUAGGUGGAUGUAUCCUAUAGAAAGAAUUAACAAGGAUGAAUUACGUGAAGAGCAUCCUAAUUGGAAUGUUGAACGAUUGGAAAAACAUCAUCAUGAUAAUUUUUGUAGCUGGUUUAUAAAAUAUGUCCAAGAUCCAAAUGUAGAAUUAACAUUGGAUAAGGAUUUGAGAUGUCUAUCUGAAUAUCCGAGCCGAGAGGUUGCAUACUACAAUGGAUUUGGUGUAAGCGGGUACAAGUUUGAAAUCAAGGAGAGAGAAGAAUCUCGGACCACCCAGAAUAGUGGAAUUGCGGCUAUUGGCACUGAAGGAAUAAUUUACUAUGGGUAUUUAGAUAGAAUACUCGGUAUUCGCUAUCCCGGAAGAGCAAAACUAAUUUAUUUAUUCAAGUGUGUUUGGUAUCAUACAAGAACUGGACAUGGAAAGUGGAGAGAAACAUAUGGGACUUGGAAAGAUGAAUAUGGAUUGACUAGUGUAAACACUAAUCUUUUUGAGUUUGAAGAUGAACCGUAUAUAUUCCCGGAACAAGCAUUUCAAGUAUACUACUCAAAGUGUUUGAAACAUCCUGGAUGGAGUGUUGUUUGCCGAUGGAAGCCUAGGAAUACUUACGAUGUCCCACAAUUUGUAGAUGUUGACAUAGAGGACAAUCCUGAGACAGAUUCUGAUGAUGAAGGACUUAGAUUGUUACAAGCUACUAUUUCUAUAGACCCAAAUGAAUCUCAGGUUGAGCAUGAAGUUUCAUGGGUUCGGAAUGAUUUUGAACAUGAAAUCAUUGUAGACAUUCCUACAACGUCUAAGGAGUCUGUAAAAAGAAAAAGACUUGUUGCUAGAUUUCUUGAGAAGCUUCAGCAGGUUCCUAUAAUUAACCUACGUAAGUCCACUGACUCUGAAUCAGAAACAGUGAAACUGGAAUGGAAAAUCCCCUUCUGA